CGCUUGAGAAACGAUCUACUUCUGGUUGAGUCGGGUUAAUUUGUUUUGCAGCUUGUGUUGCCUCCAGCUCCUGCCUGUAACGCCCCGCGGUGUCUCUGGCUCUGACCUCAUCGUUUACUCUCCAGUGUGUGACUUGGUGACUGCAGGUCGUUCUCAGCUGGUCUCCUUUAACCUCGGCGGGAGCCGGACUGCAGUGGGUUAGCAUAUUUGAAGAAGCUAACGUUAGCGUUAGCCGCAGGGAUGGCGGAGGUUCCCGGGACAUCCAGUGAGACGAUAACGGAGACUGUUCAGACGAACACGCCGCCGCCGCCACAGCAGGAGGGACGAAGCUUGACAAUCAAGUUGAGGAAGAGGAAGACUGAGAAGAAGGUGGAGUGGUCGAGCGACACAGUUGAUAACGAGCACCUGGGAAGAAGAUCAUCUAAGUGUUGCUGUAUUUAUGAAAAGCCCCGGCAGUUUGGAGAAUCUUCCUCUGAAAGCGAGGGAGACGACGAUGACGAAGGCUGCGGCAGUGCCAACUGCAUCCUGGGUCAUGGCAGGAAAGGACAUGGACAGAGGCCUGAUGGCGGGAGCACAGCACCCCCCAACUCUGGAGGGACGCACAGCCAUUAAUGUGCAACUCGGUGUAUUCGGGUGGGGGGUUAAACAUUAAAAACGGCACUGCUGUUUUAGUUUAGUUUCCCCAGCGAGCCUCAGACAGACCUGAGGUCAGAAAGUUCCAGCUGCUGGAGCGCAUCAUGAUGGAAGUUUACCAAUUUAAAUCUGUUGUUCUCAGAAGCAGCUUAGUUUGAAAUGAAAAACUUGUUUUAAAACAAAUAAUUAAGACGAUAGAUGGUCAGGGCUCUAUGCUGUCACCCUGGAGCUCCAGGCUUCAUAUGGCUGCUACACUUUCAUGCAUGAUUAUACCGGCACACUUUCGAGUUUUCUUUUUUUAUUACUUAAUUCUUAAUUUACCCAAUUUGAUUAUGAAAUUCCCGCAAAUUUGUCAAUUGUAUGGUUAUAAAUUGAGAUAAAGAGGAAUGACUUGAUUUCCAGCUUAUCUACAUUUAAAUGCGAUUCUAGAAAUCUCAGAAGCUAUUUUUAGGCUCUGGUUGACUGAUUAUAAUCUUCUUAAAACGCAGCUUUUUUUUAUGUCUUAAGAUGUUUAAAAGUUCUUCUGCAGAUGUAAAAGCUCUCUGCUCUUCUCCAGCAGCUCUUUGGACUUUCUGACUGUAAGCUGUCUUUGAAGCAAAGCAUGAUGGGAGAUAGGCGCUGCAUUUUACACUGAUGCUUUGUGAUCAGCUUCAUGUUGGUCGUUCACAUUAGAACAUGGAGAUUUACUUUGCAAUGCCACCAGAAUGACUCGAGGCGUGCAGAGAGCUUUAAUAUUGUGACCAGUAUUUAAAACGGCGGAUUCUCUGGGGACCGCCGGACACAAAACCACAUUUAACUUCAUUCAAAUUCUCAUGGAAGUGUUUAUUUUCUCUUUAGGUUUUAGGAAGUGUUUCAUGUUCAUCUGCAAAGAUUCAAAUAGUUCUUUUAUAUCCACUUUUUUUCUUUUAAAACAAAUUUACCAAGAGAAAACUGACUUGGUUCUCCUGCCUAAGAUAAAAUCUCUGCAGAGAAUUUCAGUUUGCCGCUUUUCCACAUGGCGCUGAUCUUCUGUGUUAAAGUCUUCGAUCCGAUUUUGUUUUCUGAUGACCAGGUUUCCUGGGACUGUUGUCAUAGCAACUGGACGAUGAAAACCUCUGAAAAGGUGUGCAUUUUCCCUAAAGACUAAAAACCAGGUUUUCUUGAGGCAUCAAGCCACUGAUUCAUAGAAGUUGAUCCCAAACUGCAACAGAAAAGCUUUGAGAAUCAAAAGAAAAAGUUUUUAAAGAGGCAAACUGCUUGAUUCAGACCAGAACACUGACCGUCCCUUUACUGCUGACAAUCUGUUUCAAUUUUACAGUAAAACGAUGCUGGAGAAAAUGGAUUCUAAUUCUUUUUAUAUGCUAAAAUAAACGUCUGUGAUGCUAAAAUGGUGAAAGCUAGCGUUAGCCGAGUUUAACCUACUGCCAUAUAACUUCAGCCAAAUGCACACAGCAGGUUUAACUUGCCUGUUUAGCUUUGUGUUUGUGAAAUCAGUGAUGUUAACCGGUCCCAAAUACCCAGUGAGCCAAUGACGGCAUUAAUCUGCUGUCAUUUUAUAACCAUGAUUCACCUCAGAAUGAUUUCAAUCCUGAACCAUCACUCAUUUCCUGUUUGAUAAAAGUUUAAAUUAAUCUAAGAUCGACGUGAGUCCUGCUGGGUUUAAAACAAUUAGCUGAAUAUUUUUCCGGAUUUUCAAAGACAGGCUGAUUGGCAAAAAAAUGCUUAUGUUUCAUCGUUUUAGGCCCAAAUUUUUAAAGUUACACCAAUUAAAAGGCAAUUAUCAACAAAAAGAAAGACAGCGUUGCUUUCUCUUAGAUUCCAGUGAGAUGAGAACAAUUCCUCCCAAAUAAGCUUAAAUGGCUUAUUUGUUUAAAAUGUAAAAAUAUUCUUUUUUAAACUAACGUGAAAAAGGCAGAGCUGACCUAAAAAUGUGCAUUUAAAAUAAUCCGUACCGUUGGUGGUUAAUAAUGACUAAAUUAGCGUAUAGACGCCAUAUAAGGGGGUUUCUACCCAAACAGUUUAACGUUGAAUCCUUUUUUUCUUUAAACUUUGUUUUAGAUGUUCAUGAGUAACAUGAGAUUAGCGGGAAACGCCGCCUCAUGUUUCCCCGCUGAGAUGAGGCAGACGGGUACGAGCUCUCUGCAUAUAAACCUGAUGAUAGUGAUCGUUACUGAGCUCCGUUCCGGUGGCUAAGAGAGCAAAGUAACCUGGAUCCCAGAUUAUGCUGCAUUCAGGACAGAAGUAUGACGACUGCGGCUUUCUUUGCUGUGACUAGAAUGUCCUUUUAUUUUUCGUCUUUGCACAGGUUUCUAUGCUGUUUGUUUAUUUAUACCAUCUCUGCACACUGACUACAGCAGUGUUGUUCUGGUAAACACAUUCCUGUAUAUACUGUUGGCAUAAUGAAGCUGAUUAUAAUGUGAAAAAAUAAAGUUUUGAACUGUGCUUAAAGUGA
Messenger RNA from Cyprinodon tularosa, 3064 nucleotides. RefSeq names its product protein phosphatase 1, regulatory (inhibitor) subunit 11 (gene ppp1r11). NCBI's taxonomy places the organism in Eukaryota, Metazoa, Chordata, Actinopteri, Cyprinodontiformes, Cyprinodontidae. The record is from RefSeq and is a predicted model, not a curated record. Gene Ontology annotation, molecular function: protein phosphatase 1 binding; protein serine/threonine phosphatase inhibitor activity. The transcript is spliced from 3 exons. The coding region runs from base 241 to 612 and encodes 123 amino acids. Gene Ontology annotation, cellular component: nucleus.